AUGGCAGCGUCUGCAGGUCGUCGUACCCUGGCGCUGAUCAACAGCUCCCUGCAGCAGCAGCAGCAGCAGAAGCAGCAGCAGCAGCAGCAGCAAAAUGAGAGAGAUAAGGAUGGUUUCUUAAGACCAUCAGCGCUGCGCAAGCGGCGGAUAGUAGCAAGAACCCCAGCAGGCAGCAGCAAACCAGCAGCAGCAGCAGCAGCAGCAACACCAUCCCCACCAGCAGCAGCAGCAGCAGCAGCAGAGUCUGGUACAGAAGAAGAAGAAGAAGAAGAAUACAGCAGCAGCAGCAGCAGCAGCAGCAGCAGCUUUGAUAACAGCAGCGAUGAUGAAUUUGAAGAAAACGCAUGCAAGAAUAUUUCUGUUGUGUCUUUGCUGCGGAGGAAGAGGAAGGCUACUGCUGCUGCUGCAGCACGCAGCAGCAGCAGCAGCAGCAAGCUGAAACCGCGGCAGCAGCAGCAGCAGCAACAGCAGGUGCUGCAGCUGGAUAUUGUACAGCACGGGGGCGAGCAGCAGCAGCAGCGGCAGCAGCAGCAUCUGCUGCUGCUGCCAGCAGAAAAUGAAUUAUCUCUGCAGGCAAUCCUUAGAGACCCAGCAGCAGCAGCAAGAGAAUUCACUAGACGCCUGCAGGCAGCAGCAGCAACAGCAGCAGCAGCAACAGCAGCAGCAACAGCAGCAGCAGCAGAUGACGAUGAUGCGGUGCAGCAAGCUGGCGAAUCUCUUACACUUCUUGCUGCGCAGCUGCUGCAUCUUCUUGCUAAGGUGGUUGGUUUGGGUCCUGCUGCUGUGUCUGCGGAUACAAAGACAGCCCUCUGCAGCCUCUGCAUGCGCCUCCUGCGCAGCAGCAGCAACAGCAGCAGCAGCAGCAGCAGCAGCAACGGCAGCAGCAGCAGCCUUCCCCCUCGGCAACGACAGAGACAGCAGCAGCAACAGCAGCAGCAGAAGCAAGACAUCGCCUUGCUGACAGAUUUGCUGCUGUCGCUGUCUGCUGCCCCUAAGAACCGCCGCAAGAGCCCGCAGCAACAGCAACAGCAGCAGCAGCAGCAGCAACAGCAGCAGCAGCAGCACUCUGUCCGGCCUACCAACUGCAACGGCAUUCGUUUGUUCUUACAUUUUGUUGCAGAGGAGGGAGCAAUACAUGCAGCACCAAUAGCAGCAGCAGCAGCAGGAGCAGCAGCAGCAGCAGCAGCAGUAACAGCAGCAGCACCAGCAGCAAACUCUCUUGCGUCGGGCAUGUUGAGCGGUGCAGCAGCAGCAGCAGCAAAUCUGCUGAGGGAGGCUCGUCGUUUCCGUGUGCAGCAGCAGCAGCAGAUGCUGCAGCAGCAGCUGCAGCAAAGGAGACAGCGCAAGCAGCAGCAGCAGCAGCAGCACGAAGAAGAAUCAACAGCUAUAGUUGGUGCUGCAGUGCAGCACCGGCUGCAGCAGCUAGAAGCAGAGGAGACCGCGCUGCAGCAGCUGCUGCAGCAGCAGCUGCUGCUGCUGCAGCAAAGAGCUGAUGAUGUUUGUCCUAAUGUUAGGGCAGAAGCUCUCAAGGCUCUGGUUGCUGGAUUGCCUUUUGCUGCUCCCUCGUUGGUCUUGAGGAAGGAGACCUUUUUGCUGCUGCUGCCUGCCCUGCAGCAGCAGCAGCAGCAGCAGCAGCAGCACGAACAGCAGCAGCAGCAGCAGCAGAACCGGGACGAGAUGCUGGCAGCUUUGGGGCUUUUUCAUUUAGCAACGCAUGCAGUGUGUGAUUAUGCAGAGCAGCAUGCGCUCCUUGGCACAGCAGCAACAGCAGCAGCAUCAGGAACAGCAGCAGCAGCAGCAGAUCAGCAGCAGCAUAUAUCAGCAGCAGCAGCAGAGGACUGCAACGAAUUCAUACAAAUAGCCCUUCCUCUUGUGCUGCUGCAGACAGCAGCAGCAGAUCCUGUUCUUGCUGCUGCUGCUCUUCGUUGUCUCCUUCCUUUUGCUGCAGCAACUGCUGCUGCAGCACAGCAGGAGCAGCAGCAGACCGACCAACAGCGGCAGGAGCAGCAGCAGCAGCAGCAGGUGCUGCCGCUGCUGCAGGACGCAGCAGUACGGCAGCUACUAGAAGUCUUCUGGACUGCAGCAGACACAGCAGUAAUAGAAGCAGCAGCAGCAGUUGUUGGCUCGCUGCUGCUGCCUCCUGCUGUUGCUGCUCGAUGCUGUGCCCCCAGCAACAGCAGCAGCAGCAGCAGCAGCAGCAGCACAGCAGAGCUGCAUGCAUUGUUGGAUUUCUGUGUGGCGUAUCUACCCAAGACAGAUUUCUUAAGCAGCAGCAGCAACAGCAAGAACAGCAGCAGCAGCAGCAACAGCAGCAACAGCAGCAGCAGCAGCAGCGAAUCCUGCCUGGCCUAUCCGCUAGCAGCAAAUGUUGUGAUUGGCUUUUGGGAUUUGCUGCCGUCUGUUAGAAGAGUUGAUUUGCUGCUGCAGCUGCUGCAGCAGCAGCAGCAACAGCAGCAGCAGCAGCAAAUAGAUGAUGAUCUCCUUACUGAGGAGCAGCAAACUCUUCUUCUUGCCUUCUGCUGCGCUGCUAUGAAGAAACUCAAUUGGAGCAGCGGCUUGUGGGGCUGCAGCAGCAGCAGCAGCGACAGCAGCAGCAGCAGCAGCAGCAACCAUCCAAGCACACAUCAGCAACAGCAGCAACUCAGCAGCAGCAGCAGCAAUUGCUGCUGCCCUGCUCAGCUGCAGCUUUGCUGCAGCACAUCAAAGCCAUCAAUAAGCAGUCGUAUUGCUGCUGCCUCUUGGCCUGUGCUGUUGCAGCAGCAGCAGCAACAGCAGCAGCAACAGCAGCAGCAGCAGCAGCAGCAGCAGAGGAGGAUGGCGGUUGAUUUCGUGCAGCGUGUCUUUGAGGCCCUCCCUCAACUAUAUGAACAUGUUGCCAGGAAGCAAAAACUGCAGCAGCAGCAAGAGCAGCAGGAGCAGCAGCAGCAGCAGGUGCUGCUGUUUACGUUGGUGUUUUGGUGCAGCACGCCUCCUCCUUGUUUUGCUGCUCAUCUUGCUGCAGCAGUGACGGGGUGUAUGGGCAACUUCUUGCUGCUGUUGCCUGCUGCUGCAGCAGCAGAAGCAGCAAGCUUAGGUGCUGCUCUUGCUGCUGAUGUAGCAGCAGCAGCAGCAGCAUUAAAGGCAGAGGUGCUCAUACAGCCCGAUGGCACAGCAGCAGCAGCAGCAGCAGUAGAGCAGCUGCAGGUAAAUCCUCGGCUUACUACAGCAGCAGUAGCAGCAAAAGCAGCAGCAGCAAAUGCUGCUGUUACUGCAGCAGCAGGUCGUCUUGUUGCCUUCGCUAGGUUCUGCAGCAGCAGCAGCAACAGCAGCAGCAAAACAGCAGCAACCCUAGCGCAUGCAGCAGAAGCAGCAAUGUCUCUGCUGCAUAUGAGGGUUAUGGUUGCUGCUGCUAAGCAGCAGCGGGAGCAGCAGCAGCAGCAGCAGCAGCAAGAGCAGCUGCCCUCAAUUCCCUCUUGUGGUGCAGUGAUUGCUGCCUUUGAGGGUUUACUAGCAAUGUAUGAGCAGCAAGCGGGGGGUUUGCUGCUGCUGCAGCAGCAGUGUCUAGACACCCUGCAGCAGCUGCAGCAACUUAAUAGGCAGCAGCAGCAGCAGCAAGAAGAAGAAGGGGAGAAUCUUAGACCUGAGCAGCAGACAGAAGAUGCAGCAGCAACCGACAGCAGCAGCAACAGGCAGCCCCGUCAAGGCGCAGCAGCAGCAGCAGCAGCAGCAGCAGAUAAGCAGCAACAGCAGCUAAUAGAGCAACUGAGGUCGCAGUUUGGUGCAAUAGGCGAUGCUCUGCUGCCGCAUGCAUCUCCCUAUCAAUACUCAGCAGCAGAGCAGCGGGCCCUAGUAGAGGCCUUUGCUACCCUUACCUCCCCGCAGCAGCAGCAGCAGCAGCAGCAGCAGCAGCAGCGGCAGCAUCGAGAAGCAGCAGCAGCAGGAGCAGCAGGUGCAGCAGCAGCAGCAGCAGCAGCAGAUACACUAGAUCAUAGGAAGGACAGCAUAUCUAAGUUAUUAUUUGCUGCUGUUGCUGAUGAGCGUGUUGCUGCUUUCUUGUCCCAAUGUCUCUCGCAGCAGCAGCAGCAGCAAGAGCAGCAACAGGAGCAGCAAGAGCAGCAGCAGCAGCAGCAAGAGCAGCAGCAGCAGCAGCAGCUCCUGCUGCAGCAGCAGCUAGGUAACGAGAUGAGGGAGUACUGUUGCUUAUUAGUUAGACAGAGCUGCAGUGUCUCCUUGUGGGGUUGUGGUCUUGGUGCUGCGCUGCUGCUGCUGCUGCUGCACCCGCAGCAGCAGCUGCAGCAGCAAGCAUUAGCCUUCUUGCUGCAGCUAAAACGUGAAUCCUUCCCGCUGCUGCUGCAGUUGCUGCUGCAGUCGCUGCGGCAGCUGCAUGCGCUGCGGCUGCUGGAGCCCUUAGAAGAAGCAGCAGCAGCUGCUGCUGCUGCAGGUUCAUCUGGUCUUCCUCCUGCUGCUGCUGCUGCAGCAGAAGAAACGAAGCAGCAGCUGCAGCAAGACAUGCUUACAUUUAUGCAUGCAGCAACACAAAGACUUGGUGUGCUGCUGACGCUGCAGCAGCAGCAGCAAGUCAUUGCUGUGCUGAGGGAAGCAGCAGCAGCAGCACGGAAGACAAGACGGCGGGCCAUGCUGGUACUAGGAAACAGCAGCAGCAGCAGCAGCAGCAGUAGCAGCAUUAGCAGCAAGUACUGCAGCUGGUUUGCUGCUGCUGCACCGCUGCUGCAGCGGCGCUUCCUAUCGCAGCAAAACUUGCUGCUGCUGCAGAGACACCUCAGGGAGGAUCUAAGGGCAGCAGGAGGGGAAUGGAGCAGCAGCGAGGAGCAGCUGCUGCUGCUUGCUGCUGCUGCUCCUAAAGGUAAGAGCAGCAGCAGCAGCAGCAGCACGGCAGCUGUUGGAGUGGGUAACGCUGCUAGUCGGAAGCGCACAAGCGCCAACAGCAGCAGCAGCAGCAGCAGGGAUGACAACACAGGAGGAGCAGCAGCAGCAGCACAUCCACCAUCUGCAGAAGCUGCUGCUGCUGCUACUGCGCAUGCACUGUUUCCUUCAGCAGCAGCAACAGGUGCUGCUGCUGCGCAGCGCAGCAGCUUUAGUGCAGCAGCAAUUUCUGCUGCUGCAGCAAACACGGUGGAGAGCAGCAACAGACAAAGGCAGCAGCAGCAGCAAGAAGAGCAGCAGCGGCGGCAGCAGCAAGAAGAGCAGCAGCUGCGGCUGCAGCAAGAACAACAGCGGCGGCAGCAAGAACAGCAGCGGCAGCAGGAGGAAAGGCAGAGGCAGCAGGAAGAACAGCAGCAGCAACAGCAACAAGAGCAGCAACGCCGAGAGCAGCAGCAGCAGCAGGAGCUGCUGCUGCAGCAAGAGCAGCAGAGACGCGAAGAGCAGCAACAGCGGGAGCAAGCUGAAUCGAGACAAAGGCAACAAGAGCAGCAGCAGCAGCAGCAGCACACCUCUGAUGAAGAGGAGGAGGAGCAGCAGGAGCAGCAGCGGCAGCAGCAAAGCAAGCAGCAGAAGAGACAGCAGCAGAAGCAGCCACAAAAAAAGAAGCAGCAGCAACAGGAGGCUCGCAAACAAGCUACGGGGCAGCAGCAGCAGCAACAGCAACAGCAGCAGCAGCAGCGCAAUUCACGCAAGGGAACUACACGAGAGGCAGGAAGGGAGGAGGAGGAGCAGCAGCAGCAGCGCAACAACAGCAGCAGCAAGAGCAGAUUAGCUGCAGCAGCAAAAUCAAAACUUGUAGCAGCAAAAGCAGCAGCUCCUCAUGCUGCUGCCAACAAGCAGCGGCAGCAGCAGCAGCAGCAGCCGACUGCUCUAGCAGAUCUAUGGAGCCCUUCCUCUCUUGAGUCCCAAGGAGAGCCUACCAGUCCUGCUGCUGCAGCAGAAGCUGCUGCUGCUGGUUCUGCUGCAGCACCGCAGCAGCAGCAGCAGCAGCAGCAGCAGCAAGGAUUAACACCAGCAGCAGAUGCAGCAUGGGAGACAGGAUCGAGCGGCACAACUUUUGCUGCCGAUUUGCUCGACUUUUAG
Messenger RNA from Eimeria maxima, 6006 nucleotides. RefSeq lists its product as hypothetical. NCBI's taxonomy places the organism in Eukaryota, Apicomplexa, Conoidasida, Eucoccidiorida, Eimeriidae. Bases 1 to 6006 code for a protein of 2001 amino acids. The transcript has 9 exons. The record is from RefSeq and is a predicted model, not a curated record.